AUGGCGGUGAAAUCGAAAACAGGAGCGCUCAGCCAGCUCGACAACCUGAUGGACGGGAUCGAAGAGUUUAUUGGAAACAACGCUGUCGAGGACGAAGCGGCAGAGUCGCACAGGCCUGCACGCGACACCGCAGACGCUCAUUUGUAUAGUGAUUCAAACAGCGAGAAUUUAAUGUCAAGUACCUUAAGCACCACCGCAACUGCGACUCCCACUGUUGAAGAAGGGGGCGUGAGCGUCCCUGAGCAGCUCGGCCGCGAAAAUGCAGGUUCGAACGCCACGUCUGAAGAGGAUGGGAGCAAGAGUGCCGAGGGCGUGGAGAGCGUGGAUAGCCGUAAGAUUCGCAACUCCCAGGCUUUACCUGCGACGGCUGCUUCAGACAAACCAUCCGAAAUUGAAGCCAGAGAAACUGAACCAUUGCCAAUCGAAAAUACUAAUAAAAAAAGCUGUACGGUUCAAACAAACACGGGGGAAGCUGAAGAUCGCGGGAAACCGGUUGUUGAGCUGUCAGAGAAUGAACCUGCCAACAAGCAAAGUGAGAAAGUUUCAACCCCCAUACUGAAAAAGACUGAAACUGCCAUGGGUUCUGGCGAUUCUGAAACGGUGGCGACUCAAUCACCCACCGCUGAAACUAUAGAGAUUAAGACCCCAACAAUUGAGCCUAGUGGAAGUGAAAUUUUGGACGACACAAACCACACGAGCCCAACACUCACAACUGAGAACACUGAAGCUGAUAGCAGUGUGACACCCGAUACGAAUACAACUAGCACAAAAGAGUUGUCCAUGGCCUCGCGAGACAAACCAGGCCUCAUUAGCCUGAAGACCCUGACCGAAACUGGUACUCUACCCGGAAAAGAAGCAAGUUCGAGAGCAGAGAGACAGGGACUGUUCAGCCUUGCCGAAUUAUCCAAGUCGAAGAAGUCCUCCCGCGAUUUUGACGAUACACAGGAGCAUGCUAAGGUAACCGAGUCACCCGUUGUCACUCAGGAGUCUGUAGAUACCUCGCAAGAUGACAAUCAGUUCGAGGAAGAGAUCUCGUCCCCAAAGAGCGACGAGUCGAAGACCUUUCCUGUGGAGCGCGGUUCUCUAUUAACUCUCGACGAUCUUAAGUCAGGUGCUAUGCCAAAGUCGUUAAUAGACGCGGGCUUCAAGGACUUUAUCUCCUCAGAUGGCAACGGUUCUUUGGUGACGUUGAAACACUUGGCAGAGAUGACGUCUGAGCCGCUUCGCCAAGAUGUUUCGGAAGAGUCCAAAACGGUGGAGACCGUUGCACCAGAGGCUGAAACUGCCGCACGCCAGGCUGAACCACCAGCCAAGUCCACUGCAGCCACGGUGGCAGCAGAAAUCGAGGAUCUGCUGCGUGAAAUGCAAGACGAGGAACCGUCAAAGCCGUUACAGGGCUCACCGUUCAUACAGACGACACGCGAAUCUUCGGCGACUAAGGAACUUCGUGCCUUGCUCAAAGAUGAACCCGUAUACGUGUACACAUCUCUGGCCGGAGGAGGCUACCAGAUGCCUUCACGGACUAACCGGUUGGCCCACAUUCUGAGCGCGAACGAGGUCAAAUUCACGUACCGCGAUUUGGGCACUGAUGAUGAGGCCCGUCAGGUCUGGAAACGGUACGGUCGCGGGCGUAGCUUGCCGGGCGUGGUUCGUGGUCGCGACGAUAUCAUCGGUAAUUGGGAAGAAAUGGACGAAGCCAACGAAGAACAUCGGGUGCGAGAAUUGAUCUACGAAACCCUGUGA
Messenger RNA from Lachancea meyersii CBS 8951, 1743 nucleotides. The record is from the annotation of a GenBank genome assembly. NCBI's taxonomy places the organism in Eukaryota, Fungi, Ascomycota, Saccharomycetes, Saccharomycetales, Saccharomycetaceae.